Molecule: messenger RNA, 3554 nt
Organism: Acanthochromis polyacanthus (spiny chromis)
Lineage: Eukaryota; Metazoa; Chordata; Actinopteri; Pomacentridae
Gene: trabd2a
Product: TraB domain containing 2A
Exons: 7
Coding region: 678-2225 (515 amino acids)
Biological process (GO): negative regulation of Wnt signaling pathway
Cellular component (GO): membrane
Molecular function (GO): metalloendopeptidase activity
Source: RefSeq, a predicted model, not a curated record
AGAGGCAACAGAGAUGCUGACACACACACGUCGCCUGCAGACACACACACACACACACACGUUGCAGAGAGAGAGAAACGCAGAUAGACAGUGCAGACAGGCAGCUCGCUGCGUCGAAAAGUUUUGGGUUUAAAACUUUUCUCUGGAAAGUGCAACUAGUCGGUGCAGCUUUCUCCCCCAUAUCAGGCUCUCAUUCAACUCAAACCAAGAGGAAAACGCAUCCAGAUCAACCCUGACUUUCUAUUUUUGGCUCCAGGUGCUGACGCGGCGUGGUUGGACCUGUUGGCUCAAUCUGGCAACUUUUGGAACUAUUGCGCGCACAAAUCCCGCGGAAGGCAGUGCAAAAGAGGAGGAAAACCGUGGAGAAUUGAGCCUGGCCGGCAGUGAGAGGAUGAUGUGACCCUGUGUAAACUUCCACUGACCACCUUCUUCUCUCCCUCAAACACACGUGAAGCGGCGGCGCUGCGUCCAGGAGGCUCAAGUCAACAUGACUCUGCCCGGCGGUUUGUCGGAUACUUGUCAGCUCAUUUUACGUGACCGCACGGAGCCGGAGCUGUGGAAAUAGGACUUUUUUUCCCAUGCUUUCUGGGGAAUAGUUGUUGCAGCACGUUGUGGUGAAGCAGAACCCGGGCAACCCUGCGCAGUUUGGAGAGAGAGAGGGAGCGAGGGGAGCUACGAUGCGGGGCACUCUGGGCGCAUUCAUUCAGUCCUGUCUCCUGCUGCUGGUCCGAGCAGACCAGUGGCGGCUCAAGGACUCGGCCAACUGCGAGUUAAAUAGGAAACAAACGGACCUAAACUCCUUCCUGUGGACGAUCAAACGCGAUCCUCCCUCAUAUUUCUACGGUACGAUCCACGUUCCCUACACUCGUGUUUGGGACUUCAUCCCUGAAAACUCCAAGCAGGCCUUCCAGGAGAGCAACAUCGUCUACUUCGAGCUGGAUCUGACGGACCCUUACACCAUCUCAGCCCUCACCAGCUGCCAGCUGCUUCCUCAAGGUGAGAACCUGCAGGACGUCCUCCCCAGAGACAUUUACAGGAGACUCAAAAGACACCUGGAGUACGUGAAGCUCAUGAUGCCCUCCUGGAUGACCCCCGAUCAGAGGGGGAAGGGACUCUACGCCGACUACCUCUUCAACGCCAUCGCCGGGAACUGGGAGAGGAAGCGACCGGUGUGGGUGAUGCUGAUGGUGAACUCGCUGACCGAGGCAGAUAUUAAGACUCGAGGGGUGCCGGUGCUGGACCUGUAUCUGGCCCAGGAGGCAGAGAGGAUGAGGAAGAGGACGGGGGCUGUGGAGAAAGUGGAGGAACAAUGCCAUCCGCUCAACGGGCUGAACUUCUCCCAGGUGAUCUUUGCCCUGAACCAGACAUUGUUACAGCAGGAGUCUCUGAGGGCAGGAAGCCUACAGGUUCCAUACACCACCGAAGACCUCAUCAGGCACUACAACUGUGGAGAUCUCAACUCCAUCAUCUUCAAUCAUGACACCUCACAGGUCCCCAACUUCAAUAAUGUGACGCUGCCACCCAACGAGCAGGUGACGGCCCAGGAAAUAGACAGCUACUUCCGACAGGAGCUCAUCUACAAGAGAAAUGAGAGGAUGGGCAAGAGGGUCAAGGCGCUGCUGGAGGAACACCCCGAAAAGAGCUUCUUCUUUGCCUUUGGAGCAGGUCACUUUCUUGGCAACAAUACGGUCAUUGAUGUGCUCCGUCGCCAGGGAUACGAGGUGGAGCACACCCCUGCUGGGCAGCCCAUAAACAGGAGAUCAUCAUCCAGACCUGCCUCUCCAGAAUCAGACGACCACCUCGAUGAGUCCCGUCUGCUGGAGCCUUUCCUCCACGAGCUCCCCCACAAAGAGGAGGACCAGGGCCGUCCUCUGGAGGAGGAUCUCUUACCCCAUAUGCUUCUGCCACCAGACAGCCUGGAGCUACUGGAGAAAGCAGAGAGGAAAAUGCUGAAGAAAAAGAGGAGGAACAAGCAGAAGAAACAGCGGCACCGGCAUUUUAACGACCUGUGGGUUCGCAUUGAGGAGAGUGCGAUGGUCCAGUCCCCACCUCCUCCUCUGGUUCGCAUCAUCAACGGCUACAUCACCGUGCAGCCGCCUCACCGAGUCCACAACCACCAUCACACACACUCGGCAUCACCCUCCUCCUCCUCAGCAUCACCUCCAGUCAUGCUCCUCUGUACGCUGCUCACAGCCAUCCCACCGACAUGGACCGUGCUCCGCUAGCAGAGCCCAGCAGCCUCGAUGAGUCUAAACUCGAACAUUUGGCGGUUUUGCUUAAAAUGCUAAAGUGCAUUUUAAGACUCAGUGGAGCACGGAGUAAAUGAUGUCAGGUAGCUCUGAUCUUUGAAUCUGAUGCUAAUUCGUGCUAAUAGAGCAUUUUUCUUACAAUCUGAGGCCUUGAUGAGCACGAAAGUUAAUGUAAAAGAGGUUUUUUUUUUGAACAGACAUGUUUGGUUUUGGUUAUUUUACACACAGAACAGGAUCUAGCGCACAAAAACAGCAAAAAAAGUGAAAUUUUCAGUAAGAAGAAGUUUUAUCGGACAUCUUAGAGGUCACACAACACGUAGAAACUCACUAUUCAUCAUUAAGUGACUGUUCAGCGCACAAAAAGCCGAAUAUCAUUAAAACCAUCACUGAAUAUCAACUGAAACCACAUGUGCUGUGUGUGUGUGUGUGUGUGUGUGUGUGUGUGUGUGUGUGUGUGUGUGUGUGUGUGUGUGUGUGUGUGUGUGUGUGUGUGUGUGUGUGUGUGUGUGUGUGUGUGUGUGUGUGUGUGUGUGUGUGUGUGUGUGUGCGUGUGCGUGACAAACCAAGUCUAUCAGCUCUUAAACCCCGCUGGACUCAAAGUGUUCCUUUGUCUGAUCUUAAUUUAUUCUUCCAUCUUAGAAGAAUUUGCGGGGGGGUAAAUUGUACAUAUUGUUUCUAAAUAUUAUAGAUGUAUUUUAGAAUUAUUAAAAAAAAAAAGAUAAAAAUGAAAAAUAUUGGAAAGCUUUGUUGCUUGUUGUUUAUAUAAAUAUAUGAAUAGAUAUGCAGUAUAUUUUUGGAAAGAAAAUCAGGAACUAACCACCAUAGUCUUUCGUGCCAUGUGUCUCACUGAGAUGAUUUUGUGUUUUGCGAGGGACAGAUGAUUGUGUUGUACUUUUUGUGUAUCAGUGUUAUCACCCGCUUUGCUGUGUUCUGUGUGAAAGGAUUCCUGUUGAUGUGUGUGUGUGCUGUUUCACAUGCAGCUCAUUUGUUUUAAUUUAUUUAACUACUGUAGUUUUGCUUUAGGCCAUAUGAAACAUUCCCAAUGGCUUUUUUAUAUGCUUUUUUUGUCACCAUGAUGUCCAAAUGUGCGUUAUUUGUCAUUUUUCAGACGGUUUUAAGUAUAAUUUCAAAUGCAUAUGAUGGUAAUAAUAAUAAUAUUUGUGUUAUGAAUACAUAAAGCUGUCGACGCAGAUAGACCACAUGCAGCUGAGCGCUUUAGGUCUUUCACAUUUCUUUUGUGGCAUGAGGUGAUUGUAAUAGCAUUACCAUGGCAACAAUAAAAUAUUUAUCUAGAUUAAAUCUUGA